Molecule: messenger RNA, 376 nt
Organism: Drosophila subobscura
Lineage: Eukaryota; Metazoa; Arthropoda; Insecta; Diptera; Drosophilidae
Gene: Tfb5
Product: general transcription factor IIH subunit 5
Exons: 2
Coding region: 126-347 (73 amino acids)
Biological process (GO): transcription by RNA polymerase II; nucleotide-excision repair, preincision complex assembly; nucleotide-excision repair
Cellular component (GO): transcription factor TFIIH core complex; transcription factor TFIIH holo complex
Source: RefSeq, a predicted model, not a curated record
ACUAUCCAAGCAAGGUGUGUGACCUAGAGCGGGGGCAUGCGCUACCGUGACUGCCACGGCCAUAUAUAUUUAUUUUUCCAAUAUUCGCAAAUUGCCGCUCUUUUGACAAAGUAAAUGCUUGAAACAUGGUAAAUGUUAUGAAAGGAGUGCUUGUGGAAUGUGAUCCUGCUAUGAAACAAUUCCUGCUGCAUUUGGACGAGAAGCUGGCAUUGGGUCGCAAAUUCAUAAUUCAAGAUUUGGACGAGAGUCACCUAUUCAUCUCCACGGACAUUGUGGAAGUGCUUCAGGCGCGUGUCGACGAUUUAAUGGACCGCAUCAGUUUUCCCCUGCACGACAAAGACGCCUAAACUACAAUUUUGCCAAUAGAGACCCCCGC